CUACGUAACGCGCACGGCGCACCGGUACGCAUCGUUCGUAUGAUUAUCGUCGCGUGCGCCGAGUUCGAGACAUUCGAGUCGUCGUCAUUCUUGUCGGUGAGCGGCGCCUAGUCGGCCGAUAUUAGUCCGCGAAUUUCCGACGAUCGUCUCCGUUUUCCCGCCACCCCGCUUCCCGGUGUACUUUCUCUCUCUUUCUCUCUGUCGCCCUCUGUUCUAUUGUACUCGUCGGCACGUAUACGCAUCGCGUAUCAUCGCGCGUACGGACGUAUAGAAGUUCGGAGUUCGGAGUCUCGGGAGCGCGCACACCGCAUUUCGAUCUCUUUUUUCCGGCGCGGUUGAUCGUAACCUCUCGUCUUCCUCGGCGGCACUCCUCUGCACUCCUCGCUCGCCCACUGAUAGACCCAGAUCGGUCAAUCAGUUUGGUUUUGGUCAAGAUGGCCGAGAAGAGCGGCUCGCCGGCCGCCACGACCCCGGAACAGCAGCAACAACAGUCCCAGUUCCUGUCGGACUUUAUUGCCGAGAUCGUCAAGAAUCCACUGAACCUCGCCCUCGUGGGCGUGAUCGCUAUUCUGGUGUAUAAGAUCGUCAAGAGCCGCACCCGGCCCGAGGAGACUAUACAGGAAGUGAAGAAGCUGCCGAAGCUACGCCGCGAUUUCACGAUCGAGGAGCUGACCAAGUACGACGGAAAAGGCCCGGACGGCCGGAUACUCGUCGCCGUCAACGGCAGCGUGUACGACGUCACCAGAGGCGCCAGGUUCUACGGCCCUGGUGGACCCUAUGAAGCGUUUGGUGGUCGAGAUGCCAGUAGAGCACUCGCGAGGUUUGAAGUAGUCGCUGCGACGGAUAAAUAUGACGAUCUAAGUGAUCUGAAUACUACAGAAAUGAAUUCUAUCAAGGAGUGGGAAGAACAAUUUAAAGAGAGAUAUGAUUACGUUGGAAAAUUAUUAAAGCCUGGCGAAGCACCGACAAAUUACUCCGACGAAGAGGACGAGGGUAGCCAACGGGAGACUGAAACAAAAUCAGAAAGCUAUGAUGCAGAGAAAAAAGCGGAUUGUAACGAGGCUGCCGAAAAAUCAAAGAGCGAUUGACCGCAUGAUCGUAUGUUGGAGGCAGAACUGUUACAGGAGCACACUACGCACACGCUGUUGUUACAGAAAUCUUUGAAAUUAUCGCUCAUGAAUAUAUUUCUGGACAUUCGGCCGAAUAUUUUAUUACUUGGUAACGGUAACCGGAUAAAGAAGCGAAAUGCUGGCUUUUAAUAUUGCAUUGGAAAUAUAUAAAACACAUUUCCGAAAAAGCUGGUGAUUAUACUAUGUGAAGACUUUAUUUGGGCGUCCAGUUCGCCGAUCAGCGUGCUGACGCUUGUGUCUUUUAAUGUUUUUAUAUAUGUACAAAAGAUUUUCUACCAAAAAACGCUAAGCCGAAUCAGUGGCAUGUAACAACAUACAUAUUCCAUUGUAGAUUCUUGUUGAAUUACUAUUUCGCUGUACAACACGCGACUGUACGCGCCUGUACCCGCACGAGUACGGCGAUAUGAUAAAGCUGACGUUGCAUUUGAAGUUUAGUUUUAAGUCUGCUUUAUGGAAUUUAAAUCCUCUCACGUUUAUGCAGAAUUGCGAAUUAAGAAACAGCCACCGAAUUGUGGGAGAGAGAAGAGGACAGAUAGAGGAGAGAAAGAUCAUACAAAGACAUACAUUUCGGAAUAAUAAGUUUGCGAAUGGCGCUCGUUAAUUCUGACCAAGCACUAAAGAUAUAGUUACAUUAAUGUUACACUUUUAAUAUGUAAUUGUAUCAGAAAUGUAAUUAUUAUCAUAAAUGAUGGAAAAUGUGGUAUACCGAUUCAGAGGUCUUUCUCUCACUCGCGAUUGUCUCGAUGAAACAAAUUGCAUUUUUUUUUUUUUUUUUUCACGUAAAAGUUUUAAUUGCUGAAGUAAUAUCGGAAAACUGAGCAUAACGCGUGUAUCUCUAAGUUUAUGUAUCUCUAAGUUUAUGCACAGAUGAAAAUAACAAGUAUAUGAAAUUUUUUGUGAUGGAUUUUAGCAUUGUAAAGUUCUAUUACAAAAAUUCAAAAGAAUCAGUAUUCAUAGAUAUUUUUUUUUUUUUUUUUUUUUUUUUUUUUUUUUUUUUUUAUCGUCUUAAGUAAUGUCUUGAGAUGUUGAUCAAUAUAAUUCUAUUUAAUUUAUAAUAUUUUCAGACUUUUAAAGAAUUGGCUUUUAUGAAUACUGUUACUCUAAGAUAUUACAUUCGCAAAUAUUUGCGUACUUCCGCGUUGAGUAGUGUUUGACACUGCAGCGCAUCGAUUUAUUAAUAGCUUUAUUCAUCAAUAAAAUAUGGGUUUGGUAAAUAGUUAUAUUUAAAAAUAAGUUUAAGAAUAAAGAUUAAUAUUAGAGUUACGUAAAAUAUAUAUACAUAUAUCUAUAUUUCUACAAGUGAAAAGUUUGCAUGCACUUCCUGUGUAUAAUUUAAAACUAAGAUAUAAGUUAAAUUGUAUUUUACAUCUUGUUAGCAUUUAAAAUGGCAAGAAAAGUAUUUAUUGUAUAUCACGCGUUGUGCUAGUAGUUUGAAAAAAAUGGUGUAUAUAAUUUAACAUGGUUAGAUAGUAUUGAUUGUGGCAAAUAAAGUUUUAUUAUUGUUUAUAUUAAUUCAACGGCGAGUGCACGUUCAGUUUGAUCGUCGUCAUGUACACGAAGAAUAUAUGGAUACUUUUAUUCUCUAAUUAA
This is a messenger RNA of Atta colombica, 2720 nucleotides long. RefSeq names its product membrane-associated progesterone receptor component 1-like (gene MSBP). The record is from RefSeq and is a predicted model, not a curated record. The transcript is spliced from 3 exons. Lineage: Eukaryota; Metazoa; Arthropoda; Insecta; Hymenoptera; Formicidae. The coding region runs from base 435 to 1088 and encodes 217 amino acids. Gene Ontology annotation, cellular component: membrane; endomembrane system.